AUGUAUACUAGUUAUGGCCUGCUCGUCCGGGUGAAUGCAGUAGAACUUGCAGAAAUCAUGAAGAGUGGAAAGGAAGCUAGGAAGGACUUUGUCGUCGUGGAUGUUCGAGACGACGAUUUCACGGGAGGAAACAUUAAAGGCGCCAUCAACGAACCGUCCUCAGAGUUCUUGAUGAAUGUCGAUGGGUUGGUGAAGCAGACAAAGGAUGUCCCUCUGGUUAUCUUCCACUGCGCAUUAUCCCAAGUACGGGGGCCUAAAGCUGCAAGGGUAUGCCAUCCAAGUUUCGUGGAAGAAUGCCAGCUUAAAUACCAACAGACCUACGCCGAGACGCGAAAGAAUAUUCUCGAGGGGCAGGACAUUAAUCAUGAAGUCGCCAUAUUACGGGAUGGGUUCUCGCAAUUCCAGGUCAAGUUCAAGGACGAUCCUCAACUUGUCGAGAACUGGGACAAGGAUAUGUGGGCCUCUGAGUGGAGUUGA
Cyclocybe aegerita is the source of this 477-nucleotide messenger RNA. Lineage: Eukaryota; Fungi; Basidiomycota; Agaricomycetes; Agaricales; Hemipholiotaceae. The record is from the annotation of a GenBank genome assembly.